This is a messenger RNA of Morus notabilis, 1128 nucleotides long. RefSeq lists its product as uncharacterized. Gene Ontology annotation, cellular component: small ribosomal subunit; mitochondrion; ribosome. Gene Ontology annotation, biological process: translation. Lineage: Eukaryota; Viridiplantae; Streptophyta; Magnoliopsida; Rosales; Moraceae. The record is from RefSeq and is a predicted model, not a curated record. The coding region runs from base 155 to 757 and encodes 200 amino acids. Gene Ontology annotation, molecular function: structural constituent of ribosome. The transcript has 3 exons.
UUAUCGUUUUCCUUUUCUUGUUCUCUUUUUUGCCGAAACGGAAACGAAACAACGGUUUAGGGUUUAAUCCACACUCUGAGUUCUGAUAUUGUCCCCUCUCGGCUCUCUGCUUUAUUCAAACUUUCUCCACCUUUGAACCAGAAAAGAAGAAAAAAUGGCUUCCUUCUUCAGAUCAGCUCUAAUGGCGGCAACUAGGUCGCCCAUAUCAGCUCACUCCAAAUUCUCGACCCCAAGUCCCUUCUACCCAAACCCCAUUUCCUCUCCGUUCUCUUCAACCUCCGGAACAACCAAUCCUCAAGCUUCGCGGCUCGUUUCUGCUUUCGGAAAGGUCGAGUCCUUGAAGCCGCUUCACCGUCUCAACUCGCCGGCUCGGAUCAAAUCCAAGGGCUUCUUGCUCAAACCCGGCCCCCAAAUCUGCGUAGUGAUCCGGUAUUUCGAUCGCCUACCCGUCGAAAACCGGUCUGCGGAUCCGAAGAAGAAGAUUGCGUCGCCGCCGAAAAUGACCAACCCUAAGAUAACCAUAACUUUGACGAAUACUGAGCGGCCGUGUUUGGAUGACCGAUUGCCGGGUCGGAGGGUUCGAUUGCCUGAGACGCGGCGGCUGUACACUCUGUUGCGGUCGCCUCACGUUCAUAAGAAGUCCAGAGAGCAAUUCUGGAUCAGAACCAAUAAGCAGUGUCUGGUUAUACAGACGACGGAGAAAGAUGAGUGGAAAAGGAAGCUCUUUUGGUUGAAGAAUGGCCGUGCUUUCCUUUGAUUCCACCUUCUGCAACCGGCUUUCUCAAGGACUUGCAAUCACCAUUGUGACAAAAAGGCUCGCCGUCUGUGGGGGACAAUAAGUGAGUACGGUUGUCCUUCUUUGUCACCAUGUUAAAGGCAAAAAGAAUGUCUCUAAUAGUGAAAUUUUGGACUUUUAUCAUGCAGCUCAUGACUAUGAGUUCCAUAUUCUAAAUUGAAUUCUUUUAUUUGGAAUUCUUUUAUUUGUGGGUUUUAAGGUCAUCUCUCUUCUAUGUGUUUUGCCUUUAACUUUGAUUUGUGCAUGGUGGCUAAAUUGGGAGGAAAUACUUCAUUUAACUUUGUGGUCUGUUGGCUGAUAUAUAAAGUUGACAGCUGAUGAGCACAGUGCAA